Ipomoea nil (Japanese morning glory) is the source of this 1323-nucleotide messenger RNA. Its product is annotated as aspartic proteinase CDR1-like. Lineage: Eukaryota; Viridiplantae; Streptophyta; Magnoliopsida; Solanales; Convolvulaceae. The transcript has a single exon. Gene Ontology annotation, cellular component: extracellular region. Gene Ontology annotation, biological process: proteolysis. Gene Ontology annotation, molecular function: aspartic-type endopeptidase activity. Bases 1 to 1323 code for a protein of 440 amino acids. The record is from RefSeq and is a predicted model, not a curated record.
AUGUCGUCUAAAUCCAUGGAUUUAAUUGUGGUUUUGACGUUGUCUGUUUUUGCUUUGCUAUCUGUUCAAACCAUUAAUGGCGUCACUGUUGAGCUCAUACACCCUAACUCUCCUUCAAACCCUUAUCGCAACCCUACCAACAAUCAGUUCGAUUGGAUCCGGCAGGAAUAUGACAACACUCGAUCACGCGCCGCCUUCAUCCACAGUCGCCUCAGAGACGACAAUCCUUCCAAAUUCAAGACCGAAAUGAUGCCCUACGGGGGAGGAUACUUCAUGAAGUACUCCAUUGGUACACCGCCGUUUGAAACCUACGCCAUCGCCGAUACCGGCAGUGACGUCACCUGGACUCAGUGCCAGCCUUGCACCGGUUGCUUCCCGGAAAUCUCACCCAUAUUUUCUCCGGCGAAUAGCAAUUCGUACCAGACGACGCUGUGCAAUUCGGAUACCUGUUCUAUCUUCGGCUCUAUCUGUUCAGACCAAAAAAUCUGCCAGUACUACCUCACCUUAGGCGACGAGUCCCAUACCGGCGGCGAGGUGGCUACCGAUACACUAACCAUCGGCGACGGCUCCUUCACGAACGUAAUUUUCGGGUGCGGCGACAAUAAUGUCUUCUUCCCCAACGUUACCUCCGGCGUUGUCGGUCUCGGCUACUCCAGCGUGUCGAUCGUCAAGCAGUUGGGUAACAAAAUCCGCGGAAAAUUCGCUUAUUGCCUGUCUCCUCAGCCUGAUUCCAAAAGCUAUAUAUGUUUCGGAACAGACGCCAUAGUUUCCGGUCCCGAUGCAGUUUCAACUCCCAUCGCCGUAAGCCUCGACAAAACUACAUAUUACUGGCUCUCCUUAGAAAGCAUAAGCGCCGGCGACAAAAACUUCCCGGUCAAGCAAUCUUCCACUUCCGACACCAGUGGUCAGACCGGCAACGUUAUCAUUGAUUCAGGAACCACGCUGACAAUCAUCCCGGCCGAUGUGUUCGAUAGUCUGAAAUCGGAACUGAUGAAACAGAUCCCGGCAACUCCCGUAGAUGAUCCUCGAGGCUCAUUCGGGCUAUGCUACUCGACAAGUGAUAAAUUUAAGGUGCCAAAAGUUAUUGCACAUUUCUCUGGUGGCGCCGAUGUAGCGUUGUCACCUCCGGGAUUAUUCCAACAAGUAGAUGAAGGUAUUUUUUGUUUGGCAAUAAUUCCAGAUCAAGAUCUCGGUAUAUUCAUCUUCGGCAUCAUGUCCGAGGUAGAUUACUUUGUUGGAUAUGAUUUGAAAGCCAAGAGAGUCACCUUCAAGCAAUCAAGCCUGCAGAUUGCUCCAAAUUUUAAACUUCGUUCUAUCGGCUAA